AAGAGGAAAGGAAGGAAAAAGAAGAGUUAGGGAAGGGAAUUGGGAAAGGAAAGGAAGGAAAGGUGGCGGCGGCACAGAAAGAGAGAGGAGAGGGGAAACGAAAACCAUGAGGCAUGAGGCAUGAGGCAUGAGGCAUGAGGCAUGAGGCAUGAGCAGUAGCAGUAGUGUAGUAAUAGGCAUCUGAUCGAAGGGCUGAAAGGAAAUCUAGGAAAGCAAUCGAACGGCGAGCGUUGGGAGAAGCAAAACGAAGCCACGAAUCCUUCAUCUCAUCAUCUUAUACCCUUCUUAACUCUCCAAUUCAGAUUCACCCUUUCUCACGCUCCUCUUCUCUUUUCCCUUUUUAGCUCUUUCUUUAUUUGGCCUCCACACUCGCGCAUCCAUUUAUAGAAAAGACAAACACACACACACACACACACACACCAAGCCACCCCAUUCGCUCACCGUCCAUUCAUUCCUUAAGAUGCAGCAAUCCAACGCCUCUGAUUCCUCGCAACCGCCGUCCGACCAGAACGGGCCGCCGCGCCACCAGCCGCCGCGCCCGCACCAGUGGCUGCCCAUGCAGUACCCCGCCGCCAUGGUAAUGCAGCACCACAUGCUGCCGCCUCAGCAUUACGCGCCGCCGCCCUACGUGCCUUUCCACCACCAGUACCCCCCGCACGUGCCGCACCAGCACCACCACCAGCACCAGCACCAGCACGUGCCCCACCACCACCACCAGAACGGAUCCGCCGCCGACAACAAAACCAUCUGGAUCGGCGAUUUGCAUCACUGGAUGGACGAAAACUAUCUCCAUCGCUGUUUCGCUUCCACCGGCGAGAUUUCUUCCAUCAAGGUUAUUCGCAAUAAGCAAACUGGUCUAUCAGAGGGUUAUGGAUUUGUGGAGUUCUAUUCACAUGCUACAGCUGAGAAAGUUUUGCAGAAUUAUGCCGGAAUUUUGAUGCCCAAUACAGAUCAACCAUUCCGUCUGAACUGGGCAACAUUUAGCACUGGAGACAAGGGUUCAGAUAAUGUUCCUGACCUUUCUAUUUUUGUAGGAGAUCUAGCUGCAGAUGUUACAGAUAGUUUGUUGCAUGAAACUUUUGCUAGUGUCUAUCCUUCUGUUAAAGCUGCAAAAGUUGUUUUUGAUGCCAAUACUGGCCGUUCAAAGGGCUAUGGUUUCGUCAGGUUUGGAGAUGACAAUGAAAGGUCUCAGGCCAUGACUCAGAUGAAUGGUGUUUACUGUUCUAGCAGGCCUAUGCGUAUUGGUGCUGCAACUCCAAGGAAAUCAUCUGGUCAUCAACAGGGAGGCCAGUCAAAUGGCACAUCUGGCCAAUCUGAAGCAGAUUCUACAAACACAACAAUAUUUGUUGGAGGACUCGACCCUAAUGUUUCAGAUGAAGAUCUUAGGCAGCCAUUCUCCCAGUAUGGUGAGAUAGUAUCUGUUAAGAUACCUGUUGGAAAGGGGUGUGGUUUUGUCCAAUUUGCAAACAGGAAUAAUGCUGAAGAGGCAUUGCAGAAGCUAAAUGGGACAACAAUUGGCAAGCAGACAGUCCGUCUUUCUUGGGGCCGUAAUCCAGCAAAUAAGCAGUUUAGAAUGGAUUUCGGCAACCCCUGGACUGGGGCAUAUUAUGGUGGCCCUAUAUAUGAUGGUUAUGGAUAUGCAUUGCCCCCUCGUCAUGAUCCCAGCAUAUAUGCUGCUGCUUAUGGGGCUUACCCCCUUUAUGGAGGCCACCAACAACAAGUAAGCUGAUGAAGUUCAGUACAGUGCAGUAGUAGCUUUUACAAGUUACACAGAAUCAAGCUUGAAUGUGCAAAUUAGCAUCUCUCUUUGUAACUUGUUUGAUCUGUUGAAUUCUUAAGAAUCCCUCCUAAUUGUGGAGCGGAGAUGAAUUUUGAUAGCCUGAGGUAGCAAUGUAGGGAUUCAAUUAAUCAUUUGUUUAGGCCUGUAGGAGUAAUGACUAAUGAGGACCUUAAACUUAUUAUAGGAAUAAUUGUCUUAAGUAUGACAGCGUGUGUGCUUGCGUGCAUUUUAUUUGAUUCCUGCAGUUGAUAUCGAAGCUUUGCCUUUGUUAGCUUUUAA
Messenger RNA from Cajanus cajan (pigeon pea), 2059 nucleotides. Its product is annotated as polyadenylate-binding protein RBP47C'. The record is from RefSeq and is a predicted model, not a curated record. NCBI's taxonomy places the organism in Eukaryota, Viridiplantae, Streptophyta, Magnoliopsida, Fabales, Fabaceae. Gene Ontology annotation, cellular component: cytosol. Gene Ontology annotation, molecular function: mRNA binding.